AUGGGGAAUUGGAUGUGGAAAACGAUCCUGAAAUGGCAGACUAUUUGGCUGGUUCAUUUCUUUCUCCUGUGGAGUACAAUAGAGGCACAGAUUCGCUACACAAUUCCAGAGGAGCUAAACCAGGGUUCUAUUGUUGGAAAUAUUGCGAAGGACCUGGGUUUGGGCGUUUCUGAGAUUUCUGAGCGAAAACUGCGGAUUGCAUCAGAGGGUAAGCAAUAUUUCAGUGUGGAUUUGAUAAAGGGAGAUCUAAUCGUGAACGAGAGAAUCGACAGAGAGACUCUGUGCGGACAAAGCGCCAGCUGUGUGUUACCAUUGGAGGUUAUCAUCGAAAAUCCGUUGCAAUUGUUCCGCGUUGAAAUUGAUAUACAAGAUAUCAACGAUAAUUACCCUAAUUUCCAAACAAAGGAAAAUAUUCUGAACAUAGCAGAGUCUACUGUAACUGGAGCGCGUUUCCUGCUUGAAACGGCUCAAGACCUUGAUGUUGGAUCAAAUUCCCUACGUUCCUAUGUUUUGAAUAAAAAUGAACAUUUUAGUUUAAAUGUUGUCACUGAUAAGGAUGGAAUGAAAGUUCCGGAGCUUGUCCUAGAAAAGCCCCUGGAUAGAGAAAAGGUGCCCACCCACAAACUGAUACUGACAGCUGUAGACGGAGGGAUCUCGGCAAAGUCGGGCUCUGCCGAAAUAACUGUUAAUGUUUUAGACAACAAUGACAAUGCGCCACAAUUUGAAAAUCCUGUGUAUGAAAUUCCGGUAGAGGAAAAUACUCUGGCGGAAACUGUGAUUGGAUCAGUUAAAGCUAAAGAUUUAGAUGAAGGUUUAAAUGCUGACAUCGUGUAUUCAUUUGGCUCCCGAACACCCGAUACAAUCCUGAAAACAUUUACUAUAAAUGCAAUAACUGGUGAAAUAACACUGAACAGCGUUUUAGACCAUGAAGAAUCCAGUUCAUUCAAAUUUGACGUUCGCGCCUCAGACAAAGGCACGCCGUCCAUGGAGACCCACUGCGCUGUCCGAGUGCAGGUUCUGGAUAUUAACGAUAAUUCCCCGGAAAUACUUUUGAAGUCAGUGCCAAGUCCAGUAAGAGAGGACGCCCCUAUAGGGACCGUCGUCGCUUUGAUAAGCACGAAGGACUUAGAUUCUGGCGACAAUGGCAAAGUACAUUUAAACAUGAUGUCAAAGUAUCCAUUCACUUUGAAACCGACGUUUUUAAACAACUACGCUCUGGUUACCGAAUUCAAUUUAGAUCGAGAACAUUUUCCAGCAUAUAAUGUCGAGAUCUCUGCAACAGAUUCUGGAUCUCCUCCGCUAGUUUCAAAAAAGAAAAUAACGGUCAACAUCCUGGAUGUUAAUGAUAAUCCUCCGGUUUUCUCCCAACCGUCUUACACAGUGUAUGUAAAAGAGAACGGUGCUCCGGGGACAAUAUUGUGCUCAGUGUCCGCAUCUGAUCCAGACCUGGGUGAAAAUGCCAAGAUUUCAUAUUCUAUCUUAGACUCUAAAGUCCAAGACGUGUCAGUCUCCUCGUAUAUUUACAUUAACUCAGAUAACGGCAGCAUCUACAGCAUGCACUCGUUUGACUAUGAGAAACUGAAGGUGUUCCAGGUCCAGGUGCAGGCAAAGGACCAGGGCUCUCCGUCUCUCAGCAGUAACGCUACUGUUCAUGUUUUUAUCUUGGAUCAGAACGACAACACCCCCACUGUAAUUUACCCCUCUGUUAUCAUGGGCUCCGUCUCUCACCAGAAACUGCCCCGCUCUGCUAAAGCGGGACACCUCGUUACCAAGGUAACAGCAGUGGACGCUGACUCGGGGCACAACGCCUGGAUUUCCUAUAGAGUGGUGGAGGCUACAGACGCGUCUCUGUUUGGUGUGAAUCUUUAUACCGGGGAGGUGAGGACUAAACGCGCUGUUUCAGAGCAGGAUGACGCCUCUCAGAGGCUGCUUAUAGAGAUCAAGGACAACGGGGAGCCCGUCCAGUCCACCACAGUCACAGUCGGCAUAUUGUUAGAGGACGGGGUUCACGAGCCCAUUUCGGACUUGCGGCAGAAAACGCAAGAACCCAGCAAGAAAAACAAUAAGAUCACCUUUUAUUUGAUCAUCUCUCUGGCGUCGAUUUCCGCCGUGUCUUUUGUGACUUUUGUGAUAUUGACAGUGAAGUGCGUUAGAAACAGCCGAAGGGGGGCGUGUUGCUGUAUCAGCCGGUCUGAAUCUGACGGAUACAAGAAUCCCAACAGAAAUCUGCAGAUCCAGCUGAACACUGACGGACCUAUUAAGUAUGUGGAGGUUCUGGGCGGGGACAUGAUGUCUCAGAGCCAGUCCUUCAGGUCGUGCCUCUCUCCGGUGUCAGAGUUCAGUGAUUUCACCUUCGUUAAGCCCAGCAGCACCUCUGACUUUAAGGAUAUGAUCAGUGUCCUCGACGCGUCUUUACCUGACAGCGCGUGGACGUUUGAGAGUCAACAGGUGAGCUUUUGA
Molecule: messenger RNA, 2460 nt
Organism: Conger conger (European conger)
Lineage: Eukaryota; Metazoa; Chordata; Actinopteri; Anguilliformes; Congridae
Product: protocadherin gamma-C5-like
Exons: 1
Coding region: 1-2460 (819 amino acids)
Biological process (GO): homophilic cell-cell adhesion
Cellular component (GO): plasma membrane
Molecular function (GO): calcium ion binding
Source: RefSeq, a predicted model, not a curated record